UCCUCCACUGCAACCGAUCCUCCCCUUUCCUCUGUGUCCUAGCUUAGCCAUGUCCACGCUUUCAGCACCUCGCCGGAGACAAGAGUUCCAAUCCGGAGGUAAAAUGGUACGGACCAUACGAACCAGGGUCACCAGAACACCAUAUGACCGACCAAGAUUAGCCAGUUCGGGUGACCAAAACCCUAAUUGGAUCUCCAGAAUCAUUUACUCUCCUACUCGCAUGAUCGCCACUGGCGCUGGAAAGCUCCUCUCCUCUGUCUUUGGUUCAGAUUCUUCGGAGUCUUCUUCCAGUGCCCCUUCAGAUGAUAGUGAUAACAACGGGAAUGAUAUUUAUGAGUCUUCUCCCGGGGCUGAACAUAUUAAAAAGGGGGAGUCCCAAAUGGCCCAAACUAUUGCACAAAUGAGUGAGAGCAAGCGUCUAAUUGAGCAGCUUCUCAUGCGAGAGACCUUCUCAAGGGAAGAAUGUGACAGACUGACAAAUAUUAUCAAGUCAAGAAUUGUCAAUUCUUCUAUGAUUGGAGUUAUGGAUGUUGGGAGACUAAAUGAGACUCCUAGCAGAACUACUGACAAUGUUGUGGACACAGCUGUAAUGGAGGCUAAAAAAUGGUUUGAGGAGAAGAAGUCAGGAUCAAGUUCUAAGUCAGAUUUGUGCCACAAAACCUCAGUCCUGAACCAUGCAAUAUUGCCUCUUGGAUCUGAAGGUGAAGUAGGUUCACCUGUUGAUAUGGCCAAAUCGUACAUGCAAACCCGCUCUUCAUGGGCAUCACCGUCUGUGAACCACAUUGAAAACAGGUCUCCAUCACCAAUAGAGAUACACAUUUUCAAGGAAGGAACACCACAUUCAAUUGCAGAAAAUUCUCUAUCAUCAUCCAAGCUGAAAUGGGAUUCCCCAACCACAAGUUCAUGGAAUAUCCAGGAGGAACUACGGAAAGUGAGAUCUAAGGCAACUGAAGACAUGCUAAGGGCCAGACCAUCCUCAAAAAUUGAUUGGUCUCCAUUUACAUUAGAACAUAAAAAUAGUCAUGCCCUUAUAUUUGCUGAUAGAUUAGGGAGUGCUCAGGGACAUGAACUUCCCAUCUCUACUAAAUCAGAAGAUGCAUCUUUGAACUUGGCUGCUGGACCAGUUUCAGAGAUGACACAGGAGUUGCUGCUAAGUGAUGCAUUACCAAAUCAUACUACGCUUAUUUGUGAACAAAAUGAGGGCACGGAAGCAUUCCAUGGCAUUAAGAGAACAGGAGGUGAGAUGUUAGAUGUGGGACAAAGGCUUAAGUCUCCAGAAGAUAUCAAGACUGGAACACACAGUGAUGUUGGUGCUGCUAGUGUUGAUCAACUGGAGACAAUUGAGACUGGCCAGCAGUUACACUCUACAAUUAGCAAAACAAUACUGGAUUCAAGAACACCUGAUAAAAAUUGCGCAACAUCUGAACCAGCACUUGAAAUAGGUGGUGGUGGAUUUACUGCAAAUGGUUCCCAUUCUUCAGGAUUCAGAGAACAAGACUACAGACCAAGAGAUGAGGAAGCCAACAUAGGUGGAUCAGAUCUUGACAAAAAAGUGAGUGCACCCGUGGAGGAGACAUGUGAGCUUCUGAGUGAGGCUUCUGUUGAGGUACCAAAUGUAAAUGAAAAUGGUAGCAUUGCCACAGGUUCCCCGAACAGUUCUGGCAUGCAUUAUGAAGAUUCAUCACAGAACCUGAAUCGAACAAAUUCAAAACGUCGCAAGAAAAACAAUGGUGUUGAGACAGUACUAGGGAUGAAGCUAAGCAAAUCCAGCAAGAGAGGUAGGGGUAGGGGACGGGGUAGAUGAUCCACGUUGACUCACUUUCCUGUAUCAUAUCAUAAAUUAGGCAGAGUGAUGACAUUUGUAAGAUAACCCUGGAGUUGAAGAGUUUUGGUGUAUGUUAAAUUAACCCGGUUUUUACGUAUUUCAUCCCCAGUUUAGGAAUUGAAUCUUGCAAUCAACCUCUGUUCCAUUUUCUUUUCCCCCCUUUUUUUUUUUCCUUGUAUCUACCUCCGUAUUAAUUUGAUGAAUUUCGUUUAAUAAAAAUGUGUUUUGUAU
Molecule: messenger RNA, 2056 nt
Organism: Rubroshorea leprosula
Lineage: Eukaryota; Viridiplantae; Streptophyta; Magnoliopsida; Malvales; Dipterocarpaceae
Source: the annotation of a GenBank genome assembly